UGAUACUGCCACAAAUUCAUGUUGAUUAAAAAUAAAUAAACAAGUUUAGAUAUUUAAUGCGUUUUUAACGUAAUUCAUGUCCUACACACCCCUCCAAUUGCCACAAUCACUUUCUGUCGGGCGCAUUUUGUCUGCUGUGCAGCGCCUCCCCAACUGGUUGUUGGUCACUUUGACAAAUUCCUGGACGUGAGCAGAUGAGCUUAAGCGACUCUUGAUUGUAACGGUAACGCAGUGAAUAUUUCACAAGUUGAUCAAUCUACUACCACCGUCAAACGUAUUUUUAUUUUUAACAUAUUUGGCAACAGUGAGUUGAAAACCAUGGGCGUCUCGGGGUCAGUUUGGUGUUGGGCUCUUUUGACUUGCAUUUUAAUCUCUUUUUACAAUAUGAUGACGGCAUACGCUGAAAUAAGUUGGCCAACGAGUUCCACGACGACGAACGUUUGGUUUAACCGUAUGGAUAAAUUGCCUUUGGAGCUGCGCGCAAACCUAAGAUCCGCAUGGGUUAAAGUCCCAAAGUAUAUCGACAAGGAAUCCACAUUUUCCAGAGCUUUUAGAAUGGAACCAAUUGAUGGAAAGGCCGUAGUUCCAAAAGGUGAGGAGAAAUUGCCAAAGGACUUGGACGGAGUUAUUGGGAAAGUGCCACCAGACGCUGUAUCUACUGUCAGAGAUAAAAAGGCGCCAAACUGUUCCAAGCAUUUUACUGCUGACAGCAAAAAGUCUGACAGUUCCUUUGAAGUUAAAGACGCUACACUUGCUUCAAGUAAUCGUACGAGGACAAAGCGAAGCACAUCAUUUGGCGAAUAUUCGGACAGGAGUCAAAUUGGAGGUCCUGGUGACGCAUUUUCAGCCGAGAAGCUUGUGGAGCCUUUACAAGGCGUUUACAGUCCGAGGACAGAAUACCGACGAACUGGGGAGGACGCAAGAACUAGCCCGAGGCAAAGUGAGCCGCUUCUGGUUACCUCCACUUUCCCUCUGUCCGGAGACUCUGCGCACAACCAGGCAAUGGGGCACUGGGUUGGAGAAAACAGCAGCGUGAUCCUGACCUUGACGAAGCAGUAUGACUUUAACUUGGGUGCUUUCACUGAGAGUUCUCUGUGGAGAUCAGUGGACUAUGGGAGCACUUAUAUUAAACUGAAUAAAAAGGUUGGGUCAACCUUGGCUUGCCUAUACGUCUGCCCAACCAACAAGAGAAAGAUAAUGAUGCUUAGCGACCCAGAGCUGGAGCAAAGUGUACUCAUCAGCUCGGAUGAAGGUGCCAGCUUCGAGAAGUAUCCCAUUAACUUCUACAUGGACGGUCUGCUGUUUCAUCCAACUCAGGAAAACUGGCUGCUGGCUAGCAGUCCUGACAACAAGGUGUACAGCACAAUGGAUUUUGGAAGAAAAUGGCAGUUGGUUAGUGAGAAUGUAACUCCUGGCCGGUUCUUCUGGGCACAAACUGGGCUAGACAGAGAGGCAGAUGUGGUCCACAUGGAGACCCACAUCGCCAAAGGACGUGCUCAGUAUGUUAAGUGCAGAGCGCAACGAUGCACAGAAUCAAACAGACAAUACCUGUUCCCGGGAUACAUAGACAAAAAUUCUCUGGUUGUUCAGGACAACUAUGUGUUUGUUCAGGUUACCAAGUCAGGGCAGGCGAGUUACUUUGUGUCCUAUAUGAGGGAAUCAUUUAAACGAAUUCAGCUACCCAAAUACUGUCUUCCUAAGGACAUGCACAUCAUCAGUACAAAUGAGAAGCAGGUGUUUUCUGCUGUACAGGAGUGGAACCAGAAUGACACCUACAGCCUGUAUAUCUCAGACUCUCCAGGGGUCUACUUCACUCUGUCUCUAGAGAACCUCCGGACCAGAAGAGAGCCAGGCGGAAAUUUACUGGUCGACCUGUAUAAGGUAGAAGGAAUAAAUGGCAUAUUUCUAGCCAACAAAUUGGUGGGCCAUGAAGUGAAGACAUCCAUCACCUAUAACAAGGGUCAGACCUGGGCCCUGCUGCAAGCCCCCAACACUGAUGUGGCUGGAAACAGUCUCCACUGCAUCCUGCCAUUUUGUUCUCUGCAUCUGCACCUGGAUACGCCAGUGAACCCUUACCUGCCUGGACGCAUCUUCAGCAUGGACUCAGCACCUGGGAUCAUUGUAGCUACAGGCAACAUUGGUACAGAGCUGUCCUCCACUAACCUUGGAAUGUUUAUAACAUCUGAUGCUGGAAAUAGCUGGAGACAGAUUUUUGAAGAAGAACUCGGUGUUUGGUUUCUUGACAAUGGAGGUGCUUUAGUUGCAGUUUCUUUAGUUGCAACAGUACCCAUCCGGCACGUAUGGGUAAGUCUGGACGAGGGUAAGAAAUGGGAUCGCCACAGUUUCUCUCUGGCUCCUUUGUUUCUGGAUGGAGUUCUCAUGCAGCCAGAGAAUCACAUCAUCACUUUCACUGGACACUUAAGCCGUGUUUCAGAAUGGCAGCUGAUAAAGAUUGACUACAAAGCCAUCUUUAGCAGGAGAUGCAUGGAUGGAGAUUAUCAGACUUGGCACCUACAUAACAAGGGAGAGCCCUGUGUGAUGGGAGAGAAGCAGACCUUUAUGAAACGGAGGCCGGGUAACCGCUGUAUGCUGGCCCAGGACUACUCCCGAGUCAUAUCCUCAGAACCAUGCAUCUGCAGGACAUAUGAUUUUGAAUGUGAUUAUGGGUAUGAACGUCAAGCCGAUGGAAAGUGUACCCCUGCUUUUUGGUUCAACCCAAGCACUGUGCCAAGAAGCUGUAGCACUAGCCAUAACUACCUCAACAGCACAGGGUACAGAAAGGUUUUGUCCAAUAAUUGCAAAGAGGGAGGGAAGGAUGUGUACUCCCCCAGGAAACAGCAUUGUUCCCCCAGGCCUCCCAGAGGCCUCAGACUGACUACCAGCCAGGGAGAGCUCACCGCCACCGUGGGCAGUAAUGUCACCUUCCUGGUGUAUCUGGACGAUGGAAACUCAUUGUGGACUUAUAUCCAGCUAGACUUUGGGGACGGCAUCACGUUCAUGUACAACCUGAGCCGGAGAGGCGAUGGAAUCAAACACAGCUAUAGAGAAGAUGGGAUCUUCAGAGUGACAGCACAUGCAGAGAACAGCCAGGGUUAUGACAUUAGCUCCAUGUUCCUACACAUCACCAGCCCAGUGGAGCGUGUGUAUCUCUCAGCUCCUAUUGUUGCCAUCAGGAAGAAAGAAGCUAACCUAACGGCUGUGGUCUGGCCUGUCCACCACAGAACACUCACCUUCUUCUGGUGGUUUGAAAACAGCUCCGAGCCCUUAAUAACCUUGGAUGGAAGCAUCUCGUACACGUUUUGGAAGGAGGGCAUGAACAGGAUCAUGGUCCAAGUGUCUUCUGGGUGCAACAUACUGCAGGAUACCAAGGUCAUCAUUGUCAAAGAUUUCUUCAAAUCCCUGCUGUUAUCGUUCUCUCCGGCUUUGGACGAGCACAACCCUGACAUCCCGGAGUGGAGAGAGGACGUGGGCCGCGUGGUGAGGACAGCUGUAUCACAGGUUUCUGGAUUUCCAGAGGAACGGCUGUUGGUAUCGUUGUUUCCAGGUGUUCCAACAACAGCAGAACUAUUUAUCCUGCCUGAGACACAGUUGCCUGAACAUGGGAAGCGGAACAAAGAGGACUUAGUGAGUAUAUCAAACCUUGUUAUAAAUGCCCUGAACCAAGGAUUGGUCCAGUUUGAGUUGAAAGCUGACACUCAAAUAAUUGUUUACAUCACACAGCUAACUUUGGCACCUCUGGUUUACUCCAACCCUAUUCACAGUAGCUCAGUCAUGCUGAUGUUGCUAUCGGUGGCAUUUGUUGGUUUAGCUGCGUUCUUCAUCUUCAAGUUGAAAAGGAAAAUCCCUUGGAUCCAUGUCCAGGCUGAGGAGAACCAGGAAAAGGAGCCAGAGAUGAUUGGCACAGUCGGGCAGAACAAUACCAUGUCCAAGAUGAAGCUCAGUGAGUUCCCCACAGAGAAGGAACUCAUGGAGAAAGAACUGAAGAUCAGGAGCAGAGGAGAAUAUGGAAGAAAUGGGGAGAGAGUGAUCACAAGAGAAUUUCCUACUUGUACUAAUGUCUAAGAAAUUAGAUUCUGAGUACUGUAAGUACAGAUUAUGGUGUUUCAAUGUGCCAACUUAAAAAAUCUUUGUUUUCACCAUUUCCUUUGGUCGCUGAGAACUGCUACUAAAUAUGUAUUUCACAAGACUUUAGAAAUCUACUAUAUAGCAGGAGAAUAUAUUAUUUAGUGUAUAUACAUCAUUUCAGUAUUGAAGAAGUGUAAUUUGACAUCUGUGGAUGUUUGGCAUUAGAAAAUGCCAUUGUUGAAAAAAAAAAUUUGUGUUCUUAAGUGCCAGAUUGUAUUGCUAAUUAAUUAUUUAGCUCAACAUGAUUAUCUCACGGAUGUUCUCUUGAUAAUGACAACUGCAUCUAUUGUUCUAUUGCACAGGGGAGGUGGAAUGUAGGUAAUAAGACAAAAGGCACACUAUACUGAACAAAAAUAUAAAUGCAACACGCAACAGUUUCAAAUCAAAUGUUAUUUGUCACAUGCGCCAAAUACAACAAGUGAAAUGCUUACUUACAAGCCCUUAACCAAUAAUGCAGUUCAAUACAUUACAGUACAUAUAAGGAAUUACAGUUCACAUAAGGAGUUACAGUUCAUGUAAGGAAAUCAGUCAAUUGAAAGAAUUCAUUAGGCCCUAAUAUGUGUAUUUCACAUGACUGGGCAGGGGUGCAGCCAUGGGGAGCCAGGCCCAGCCCAUCAGAAUUAGUUUUUCCCCACAAAAGGGCUUUAUUCCAGACACUUCUCAGCACAGGUGAAGAUGCCAGAUGUGGAGGUCCUGUGCUGGCAUGGUUACAGGUGGUCUGCAGUUGUGAGGCCGAUGGACAGACUGACAAAUUCUCUAAACAACGUUGGCGGCAGCUUAUGGUAGAGAAAUUAACAUUAAAUUAUCUGGCAACAGCUCUGGUGGACAUCCCUGCAGUCAGCGUGCCAGUUGCACGCGUCCUUUAAAACGGAGACUGUGGCAUUGUGUUGUGUGAAAAACUGCACAUUUUAAAGUGGCCUUUUAUUGUCCCCAGCACAAGGUGCACCUAUGUAAUAAUCAUGCUGUUUAAUCAGCUUCUUGAUAUGCCACACCUGUCAGGUGGAUGGAUUAUCUCGGCAAAGGAGAAAUGCUCAGUAACAGGAAUAUAAACAAAUUUGUGAACAGAAUGUGAGAGAAAUAAGCUUUUUGUGCUUAUGGAACAUUUCUGGGAUAUUUUAUUUCAGCCCAUGAAACAUGGAACCAACACUUUAUAUGUUGUGUUUAUAUUUUUGUUCAGUGUACAAAUCAGUGUGGCUGCUUGGUAAGCAAUCUCUGGACUACAGUUGAGGCUGUUAGAAUGUGUACAGGUCGAUACAAAACAUGUAGGCCUACAUUUUUUCUUAAACUGACCAUUCAAAAAGCUUGGUACAUUGAACAGAGUUUGUAUUAUUUAUUAGCCUACUGCUCAUCUUACAAUAAUACAAUACUAUUGUUCACCUUUUCUAGCAUGUCAUUAUUCACUUUUUAGCAGUAACAUGUAAGAUAAUACGAAGAAGUAGUGUUGAUCAUGGUGAUUUUAAGAUUAGUCAAAGUAUUAAACUGUUUAUAAAACAUUUGUCUGAUGGUCUUGUUGAACAUGUAGCAAACGUUGCUGUAGCGCAUGAGCUGUACUGUAUUGUUCAUUUUGUUAGCGGAGCUAAUAUUUUAGUUUUUACUUCACAUUUCUUACUGUAAACAAAAUACAAUUUUCAAAUUGUUCAAAAUAAAUGUAUUUUUCUAUGAAA
Salvelinus fontinalis (brook trout) is the source of this 5789-nucleotide messenger RNA. RefSeq names its product sortilin related VPS10 domain containing receptor 3b (gene sorcs3b). The transcript is spliced from 27 exons. The coding region runs from base 319 to 4062 and encodes 1247 amino acids. The record is from RefSeq and is a predicted model, not a curated record. Gene Ontology annotation, molecular function: protein binding. Gene Ontology annotation, cellular component: membrane. NCBI's taxonomy places the organism in Eukaryota, Metazoa, Chordata, Actinopteri, Salmoniformes, Salmonidae.